Protopterus annectens (West African lungfish) is the source of this 2978-nucleotide messenger RNA. It is a transcript of the gene ACVR2B, whose product is annotated as activin A receptor type 2B. The transcript has 11 exons. Gene Ontology annotation, biological process: protein phosphorylation; activin receptor signaling pathway; cellular response to growth factor stimulus. Gene Ontology annotation, cellular component: plasma membrane; activin receptor complex. The record is from RefSeq and is a predicted model, not a curated record. Gene Ontology annotation, molecular function: activin binding; activin receptor activity; ATP binding. NCBI's taxonomy places the organism in Eukaryota, Metazoa, Chordata, Ceratodontiformes, Protopteridae. The coding region runs from base 1 to 1620 and encodes 539 amino acids.
AUGAAUAUCAAACUGGAAGUGUUCACAUCUACAGUAAUGCCAACUAGUUUGACAGACGGGACUACCUGUAUAGGAUGCAAUAUUUCAUAUCCAGAAGCUGGAGUUUCACUCUGUGUUUUGUGUCUCUGUACAGAUCCAGGGCGUGGGGAGGCAGAGACCAGAGAGUGCAUCUAUUACAAUGCGAACUGGGAGCAGGAGAAGACAAACCACAGUGGUGUGGAGCGCUGUGAGGGGGAAAAGGAUAAGCGGCUACACUGUUAUGCUUCCUGGCGCAAUAACUCAGGCACCAUUGAGUUGGUUAAGAAAGGGUGCUGGCUGGAUGACUUCAAUUGUUAUAACAAGCAGGAGUGUAUAGCAACUGAGGAGAAUCCACAGGUGUUUUUCUGCUGCUGUGAAGGCAACUAUUGUAAUGAGAAAUUCAUUCAUGUGCCUGAAGUUAAUGAGCCAGAUGUGAUUUAUGGGGCACCCCCACCAACAACCUCUCUGUUGAACAUCUUGGUGUACUGCCUGCUUCCUAUCGCCGGCCUUUCGAUGGCCAUCUUAUUAGCUUUCUGGAUGUAUCGCCACCGUAAGCCUCCAUAUGGACAUGUUGAUCUUCAUGAGGACCCUGGGCUACCACCACCUUCUCCUUUAGUUGGGUUAAAGCCAUUGCAGUUACUAGAAAUAAAAGCCAGGGGGCGCUUUGGUUGUGUUUGGAAGGCUCAGCUAAUGAAUGACUAUGUAGCUGUGAAGAUUUUUCCGAUCCAGAAUAAACAAUCUUGGCAAAAUGAGCGUGAGAUUUUUAACUCUCCUGGGAUGAAACAUGAGAAUCUUCUGCAUUUCAUUGCAGCAGAGAAGCGUGGAGCAAACCUUGAGUCAGAGUUGUGGCUUAUUACAGCAUUCCAUGAGAAGGGCUCUUUAACAGACUACCUAAAGGGGAACCUUGUCAGCUGGAAUGAGCUGUGCCACAUUGCAGAAACAGUUGCUCGUGGACUAGCCUACUUACACGAAGAUGUUCCACGAUGUAGGGGAGAGGGGCAUAAACCUGCCAUUGCACACAGGGACUUCAAGAGUAAAAAUGUGUUAUUGAAGAAUGACUUGACAGCUAUUUUGGCAGAUUUUGGACUAGCUGUACGGUUUGAACCUGGGAAGCCACCAGGGGAUACACAUGGGCAGGUGGGAACAAGGAGGUAUAUGGCCCCAGAAGUCCUGGAAGGAGCAAUCAACUUUCAGCGAGACUCUUUCCUUAGAAUAGACAUGUACGCAGUAGGACUGGUGCUAUGGGAGCUUGUAUCACGAUGCUCCGCAGCUGAUGGCCCUGUUGAUGAGUACAUGCUGCCGUUUGAAGAGGAAGUUGGCCAACAUCCAUCACUGGAGGAUCUACAAGAUGUAGUUGUUCAUAAGAAGCUGCGCCCAGCAUUCAAGGACCACUGGCUUAAGCAUCCUGGUAUGGCUCAGUUAUGCGAGACAGUUGAAGAGUGCUGGGACCAUGAUGCGGAAGCACGACUAUCAGCGGGCUGUGUCGAGGAGCGUAUCUCUCAAAUCCGCAGAUCUGUAAAUGGCACUACCUCGGACUGCCUGGUUUCUAUGGUGACCUCUGUCACUAAUGUGGACUUGCCACCCAAAGAGUCCAGUAUCUGAGUCCCCAGUUAACAUUUGUCUUUCCAGACUCAGUGGAUUAAAAAACAGAAACAUGAAUGCAGCUGCUAUUUUAUCCUGACUUUUUUUAUUAUUAAUAUUAUUUUUGGAUCAGAUCAAUUUUACCAGCACAUUGCUCUACUGUAUUAAAAUAAAUGGACAACUCAGCAAGCAUUCAGGUGCCGACUUAUGAAUGCAGAAAAGGUGCAGGUACCUCAGAACCUCAACAGAUUCAUUCAUUUCUUUUCAUUUCCUUACUUUCACUUGUUUUAGGUUUGUCUUCUGCACAGGAUGCCUGUCAUCAAAACAUUCUACCAUGUUUGACAAAAACAAAAUGCUGCAAACUUUGGAGGAAACUUAGACUGUUACACAAGAUAAUACCUUCCUCAAUGGAUUUUAUUUCUUUUUUUUGUUUGUUUGUUUUUGUUUUGGACAGUGUGCUUCAAAACGGUAGACGUGUCUUUUACGGAUCUAACGGGUGUCUUGUAUCAUGUACAAAAUGAGAAGAGGAUGUUGAAUCUUUUUUGGGGAGUAUUGGAGGGGAGGUUAUUAAUGGGGAGGGAGAGAGGCGUUGGACCUUGCAGCAUUUGGAUGAACAUGAUUUGAUAUGGGACUACUACUCAGGUAACCAGUUCAUGGGGAAUGGCUUUUUUUGAGGCACAGUGGUUUCAGCAACAACCAUAGGAUAAGGAGAAAGCAAGAGGAGCCUCUUGGUCAUCUAAGCUGCAUUAAACUCUGAAAACACUGACUAGAGACCACGAGUCUGGCUUAGGUGCCAAAUGAAAAAAAAAAUUCCAACAUCAAAUUUAUAAUGGCUUUAUCCAGCUAUGUAAGAGUUGUAUAUAUGUGUAACUGUAUAGAGAAGAUAUUUAAAAAGUGGUGUAAAAAUGAAAACUGAGGAAUGUAGACCAUUUAUUUUGACAACCCUUGGCAGGCCAUUUUGUGGGGUCACCAUCGCUGUCUGAUGUGGUUAUGCACUGAGCCAUGAAUAUGUGAAAAUAUAUUAUAGCCCAUGUUGUGUUUUAAGGUGGGCAGACCUUUACCAACUUUUCUCUGUAAAUUUAAGAAAACAGCAGUUAUUCCUAAUCUUUUGUUUCUUCAUGACACACAGUACAAAUAUGAUAAGAAAAAAUAUCCUUUCUUACAAAAUACAGGGCAGCAUUGACCAGCAGACUUCAGGGCUAAGGUGUUAUGUUGCUACCUCUUCUCUCCUUGCUCUAUGAGUGUUGUCUCAGAAUUUGCUGUUGUCUUAGUGCUGGAGGUUCUAGACCCCGUACUUGAGAAUGCCAUAACUCUUUAGUCACUGAGUGCUCCUUAUGCUGCUCAUUCAACUCUUAAUUUUUUUCAGAUUUUUCAAAACA